AUAAAUAACUAACCAAAAUAAGCUAUUUUUGUUAAUUUUCACGAAAAUUAAAUAUAUUUAUGUGCGCUUAAGUUGCACAUCUUGUGCGUGAAGAAAGCCUAUGCUUCUGGGCCGCGUGUGCCAACUCAGUUUUGAAUUCGGUGUCAAUUUUCACUAAUAAAGUUAUUGCAUUUUCCCUUUACUGACUUCUUGUAUUAUUUUCACUCCCAUUGCGUGCAUAUGUAUCCUGCAGCCGCCGAGCACUUAAAAGUUAUAAGAGUUUGAAAUCUAACACGUCCCAUUUCGCUUUUCACUGCACGGAUUUCCUCGCCCCACCAUAAGCCAACAGACGCACCGAAGUCAUUCAAGCGCAGGCAUACAUAGAGCAGAGGCUACAACAAUAACGACGCCAUAAGAAUAAACGCUGAUUGCCGCGCGGAUUUAAUAAAUUAUUUCUCUUAUCCUUACGGAAGGACUCUGCAUAGAAAAAUCAACACCUCAUAAAAAAGCAACAAAAUGAAGGCCAUUGUAUUCCUGUCGUUUUCGCUGAUUGUUCUAAGUGUUAAGGGUUGGCCAAUGGUGAAGAAAUCGUUUGACUUUUUCCCCAAUGACGCGUAUGCUCAUAUUCACGUAAUUUCAGAUUGCAUGCAUGUUGCAUCCGAGCCGGGCGAUUAUGUCUUUAAAAAAGUGCCACAUUUGAUGGCCAAUGUCAAGGAGAUGCCUUUGGUGGAAGCUGCUCUGGAAGAGUCAACGUCCGAGGUGUGCGGCCUUUAUGUGAUUGGCGAGCCGGAUACCAUUGUGGAAAUAACAAUGAAACACUAUGACGUUAAUUGUGCAACCGGCGGCCUAAUGGCUUUCGUUGAUGGUUGGGAGUUGAAUGGUGAAUAUUUUCCGGGCAUCAAGGACCAUCAUCGCGAGUUGGAGGAGCGUGUUGUCGAGUUUUGCAACAACUAUAAACAAUGGCCACGCGUAGCCAAUAAGAAAUUUUUCCGUUCAAGCCAAAAUGCAGCGCUGCUGCAAUAUCGCAUACCCUUCCGUGGCUCAUUCAUCGCCCACGUACGCUUCCAUAAGAUAACACAACCUUGUAACGUGCUGGUGCAGGACACGGCCGCUGUUUUCAACAUGGCCAAUUUCGGCAAUCAACGCAAUUGCACACUUACAGCUCUCUUUCCAGCCGCAGUGGCUGUGACCAGUCUGAAAAUCGGCGGCAAGAACGUGCGUGGCGACAAAGUCAAUUAUGAUUGUGGCACAUUUGAGGAUCGCUUAGAGAUCGGUGGCUCUUCUGGAUUGGAUUCGCACGCAAUGGAGAAGGCAUCAGAUGUCUGCGGAAUUUCCGAGCAGCAGGGACCCGAACAGGCAAUCUUUUGCGGCGUUACUACGGCACGCUUGAUUUCCACUGGCAGGUAUCAAAAUCAUGCUGCCAUCAUGUUAAGAAAAGCCGAUGAAAAUGAUCUGGACAUAGCAACACUUGUGUGUGCGCUAUAAGUGUAAUAAAUAUACUUAUACACUGGCAUAUGUAUGUACGUAAUGAAAACAAACGUUGAAAAAAAUAACGACCAAAUUCCUUGAGAAAUAGACAUGACGACUUUCAAUUAUAUAAAUAAGUGUACCAUAAAGAAUAAAGCAUAGAAAUUGAUUUAGAACUAGUAACACGGUUAUUUCUGAAAGUAUGAACUUAGUACUCCUUAGUUCGUAAAGCAUGCAUUGUAUAUAUAUAUACAUACAUACCGAUUACGACAAUCCCCAACAUUAUUCUUAUUUUGCGAAUCCAGGAGCUGAGAUGUAUGUACACGUAGUAAUGUGUCCCCAACAAUAAUACAAAAUGUUAAUAUUUGUCAUAUGGACCUGUAUAUUAAUUAUGUAUGUAUGUAUUG
This is a messenger RNA of Ceratitis capitata (Mediterranean fruit fly), 1853 nucleotides long. Its product is annotated as corticotropin-releasing factor-binding protein. Gene Ontology annotation, biological process: negative regulation of corticotropin secretion; negative regulation of corticotropin-releasing hormone receptor activity; hormone-mediated signaling pathway. Gene Ontology annotation, molecular function: corticotropin-releasing hormone binding. Lineage: Eukaryota; Metazoa; Arthropoda; Insecta; Diptera; Tephritidae. Bases 496 to 1464 code for a protein of 322 amino acids. The transcript is spliced from 10 exons. The record is from RefSeq and is a predicted model, not a curated record.